Molecule: messenger RNA, 3636 nt
Organism: Penicillium coprophilum
Lineage: Eukaryota; Fungi; Ascomycota; Eurotiomycetes; Eurotiales; Aspergillaceae
Product: putative cell wall biogenesis protein Mhp1
Exons: 2
Coding region: 1-3636 (1211 amino acids)
Cellular component (GO): cytoplasm
Source: RefSeq, a predicted model, not a curated record
AUGGAAGGUGUUCAGACUGUGGACGUGAGCUGGCUUCAUCAUUCACAAAAAGACCAUUUAUCUCGCACAAAGUCAGUAUCAGCGAACGACAAACCUGGCGCCGAGUCAGAACCACCGACGUCUUCUCAAUCUAAGUCGCACCGGCGAUCUCGUUCCAGCAGCAAUCCGGCACGCCCAACACCGGCCCCUUCCACAGAAACGAAGCAAGCUCCCAAGAAUGACGCAGUGCCAGUACAAGCAAAACCAACGCCAGUUGAGAAGAUCGAGGAGCAAAAGCCGUCUACGCCAUCCCCCAAACCCAUCGGCCGACGAAACUCGUGGAUCUCCAGUUUAAGCUCGAAGUUUUCCUCUGGAUCUACCCCGCCGUCGCAAUCAAGCCUCAAGGCCAGUCCUGCGAGUCCGAAAACAACCUCGCCCCUUGAGACGCAUAACCCAUUCGGUGCCGCCUAUUCCCCGAAAGACAAGGAGGAAGAGAGGAAAGACGAUUCCAAUCCCUUUACUUCAUCAUCGCCCAAGGGGCCUUCUUUCAUUCACAAUGCACUACGCAAAUUCUCGUCUAACUCGGGUGGGUUACCCAAAUUAAAUCCCAAUGGUUCGAUCUGCCCGCGUCGCGUGAUGAACAUCGAUCAAAAUCGGCACAGAUGCAAGGUUGCGGAUUUGAACCAGGCCAAACUCAACCGUGUUGCGUUCUGCGUGGAUGUUGAAAUUGCGGGUAUCUCCCAUCGGGAUGAUGACGAGGAAGCCCCUCCAACGAAUCAACUACGGCAGCAUCUACCCGAGUCUAAUAGCCAUAAGUCUAAGAAGGCCGAUCUUAAAUUGAAGGAGCAAGAUGAAGCUGGAGCCUUGAAGCACCCCCAGACUACGUUAGCUGAGAAGGAUAACGCGUCUGAGCCUCCGGCUCCUACUUCUGCCCCGGCUCCUGCUCCUGCUCCUGCUCCGGUCAGCGGUGGUGUGAAGGUCCAAUCUAGCCCUCCCUCAACAAAUACCACCAACAGCAAACCAUCUGCUGAUCCCACCCCUAGCGGGGAACAGGCUGAUCCAACAAGAAAGCAAGAGAAGAAGAAAAGGUCCGAGGCAGAGCGAAAAGAACGGAAGGAGAGAAAGCGAAGACAAGCCGUGGCUAAUGGUUCGGUUCCGUUGCAACUCGAUGCAGACAAUGACGAAGAGUAUCCCCGAGAUCCAGCACCAGCACCGGGUGCCUCUCGCCCCAAAACGCAAAGUCACCCAACAACCGAUCCAGUGCGUAUCUAUCGCCGUUGUUGCCAGCUACGUGAGACGCCUGUUCUCAAGAGAGUGGUUGACGAGAUCUCCAAACCUUCAUCAACACUGGCCGAGUCACCCGGCACAGUAGCAGCAUUGGAUUUGAGCAAUUUCCCUAUGACCUCACAGGAUUUGACAACCUUCAGCGACUGGCUCGCGGUUGUUCCAGUCCGUAAACUUAUUCUUGAAAACUGUGCCUUGACGGAUACUUUCGUACGAGCCAUUCUUUCAGCCCUACUCGCUACCAAGACGGUAGAACAGAUGCGGUAUCGACGGAGACGAUCACGAAGAUCAGAAUCUCCAGACUCCAAUGACUAUGAACGAUAUGGCGUUGUGGAAAAGCUUUCCCUGAAGGACAAUCCGAAGAUCGGAAGGGAAGGAUGGCGCCAUAUCAGCCUUUUUAUUCACCUCUCGAAAUCCUUGAACGCUAUCGAUUUGUCGGGCAUUCCUUUCCCUCAAGGCCAGGUUGCUAUCGAUGGUUCUGGGAUUGCGGGUCAACCCCAGCCUCCUAUGGCCGAUGUGAGCAUUAUCUUCGCGAGUGCCCUGGCAGAGCGCUUUUCUGGGGAUCGGCUCGAAGAAUUGCUGAUGAGCGAGUGUUAUCCUUCGGUCGACGCUGUAAAGCAAAUUUGCAGGGCGAGCACCAAGAUGGGCUUGCGAAGGCUCGGCUUCGCGAACAAUGGUCUGACUAGAGAGGGCCUAGAGCAUGUGGUUGAAUAUCUCAAAGCUGGAUAUUGUGAAGGACUGGAUUUAGGUGGCAACCCCAUCAAGGAUGAUCUCGAUCUUAUUACAGACGCGUUUGAACCUGAAACACCGCUUUAUGCACUGAGUUUAGCUGACUGCUCCCUCAAUCCGUCGGUGAUUUAUCCAUUGCUCCAAUCCCUUGCUCAGAUUCAUAACCUCCGAUUCAUCGAUUUCUCUCACAAUCGCGAGUUAUUCUCGUCGCAGCCCAACGCAUUGGGGGCUUUCCGUCGCUUCCUGCCGAAAAUGCCCUCUCUGAAGCGUUUUCAUCUCGCUGAUGUCGCUUUAUCACCGGAUCAUGUUAUUGGUCUUGCUGAGGUACUGCCGGAGUGCCCCAGUCUGUGUCAUCUGAAUAUUCUAGAGAAUCAACAAAUCGUGGAUUUGGCGUCUACCACGGACCCUCUUGCUCAGGAAGAAGCUUGUGCUGUCUAUGCAUCAAUGAUGGCAGCUGUCCGUGUGUCUAGAACCAUCAUUGCAGUCGACAUCGAUGUUCCCAGCGCAGAAAACAACGAAGUUGUCAAAGCUCUAGGAUCACAAAUUGUGGCUUACUCGCUACGGAACCUUGAAGGCGGCGCCAUGGCCGAAGAGCUCUCUGGCUCUAGUUCCCCACUUGUGGAUGUUCCUGUGCCAGAUAUUCUACAGCAUAUUGUCGGACACUCUCUGGGUUCCGAAGAGCUUUGCGACGAGGAAGACGAGCCCGCUCCGGAUGAGGAUUAUGUUAUUGGUGGCACAGGUGUUGUUAAAGCAUUGGGUGUUUGUCUCGGGAAUCUGGACCAGCAUGGUCUCGAUGUUCUUGGAGAUCAAUCUUUACCAGCUAGUGGUACCACAACGCCCCGACGCCGCAAGUCUCGAGGUGUCCCUACCAAGCGACCUCGCGACAUGUCGAAGAAUUUGCUGGAAUCCGCACGCAAUAUCAGAGUCCGGAUCCAGUCGGCUCUUAUUCGUGAGGAUCGUGCUGGUAAUGACGCGAAUUAUCGCCGCCUGCAAUUUUUAGACAUGACCUUGCAUAGGAUGAUUCAGCGCUUUGAGGAUGAAUACCCCGAAACUCGUAUCAUCCCUCAACUUCCGCCUGCUCUUCCAGUCCCUGAUACGAUCUCUCAACACUCUGGUGAUGACGAUGGAACCGGCUCGAUCGCUGCUGGGGGCAAUCUUAACAGCAGCCAGCUUGACGAGACUGGCGGCGACGAGGAAGACACCGACCAAUAUGCCGUUCGUCAUUCUCGCACCAGCUCCAUGACUUCCCUCCACUCUCGAGCCAUGACAUCCCAAGAAGGACACAUCCACCGCAUCGGCCAGAAUCUCCGCCGCGACUUCCUGAAACCGUCUCUAGCUCCUGACGACGAAGAUUUCGACUACGAUGAUGAUAACUCGCACAUCGCUGCUCUCCGGCAAAAGCUCGACCUCCUACAUGACGAGCAGUCUCUGUCUCAAUUCGAUGACUUUGAUGCCGACAUGGCCUUUAACCACCUCGGGACUACCGUCGAUGAACUGUAUGAUUCCCAGCAGCGAGACGCCGAAGGAUUCGAGCGCUUCAAGCAGUCCCAAAUCGCUGCCCAGAUCAACAGUGGUAUUCGUGCCAGGGAUAAUGCAGAACCUAGGGCAGGCUCCGAGGGAGCAGAGAGCAAGCCCCUAUCUUGA